UCUUCUCUCUCUUUCUUUCUUUUGUGAACACAACCGAACCAAUCUGACUCCAUCUCCGGCCAGCUGAUUUCUGUAGUUGCUAGAUAUGGCGGGGGCUGAUCGUGAAGCAGUCGAGACAUUCAUCAGCAUCACCGGAGCCUCUGAAGAGGUUGCCAUCCGAAAACUCGAGGACUUUCAUGGAGAUCUGAACCAAGCUGUUAAUGCGUAUUUUACUGAAGGCGAUAGAAACAUCAUAAGAACUGCACCUACUGUUAUUCCUGAGGAUGAUUCUAUGGACAUAGAUGAGCCCUUUCUUACCGAGACCAGAGGAAAUCCUUUUCCAUUUCUAUCUUCUGCCAGAAAUACGAGUCCAUUCGCGCUUCUGGAUCCUGAUUUCGGUAGAGGUCUUUUUGACGGUGGCACAGCCUUUACAAGCCGUGAACCCUUUGUUUCACAUCCAAGAGAAGUUAGGGAGAUCCCCAUUGAGGUCAUAGGUGGGCAUGGGAACUCUAGUCGUUCUGGUCAUGCUCCAUCUAUAGAAGAAAUUACUGGUUCUGCUCAGGAGCAUGGUCCAGAAAUACACGGGCCUAUCGUUAUAGACGAAGAAGAUGAUGAAGUUAUUCAAAGAUCACAUCCUGCACCGAGUGCUCCUGUUAUAGGAGAUUUCCCUGAUUACACAAAUGAUAUAGAAGAAGAAAUGAUCCGAGCUGCUAUUGAGGCUUCAAAAAAGGAUGCUGGAGAAGUACACCUUGGUCCAAAUUUUGAUUUUGAAAAUGAUUCUGGAAGACAAACCCAACAAAGGCAGCCUAGUGCAGAGGAUGCUCAGCUUGCUCAUGCUGUCUCCUUAUCAUUGAAGGCGGUGGAGCAAGAAAGAGCCGUGCAUGAAUUGGGGGAUAAUUCUGGAGAGGCUCAAAAUAAGGAUGAGAAGGAAGAUAUUCCGGAGUUAAUUACAUCAAAUAGAAGGUUGGCUGUUGGAAGCUCUUCUUUCCAAGAUGAAGCGGAAGAUGCAGAAGAGCAUCCACUGGUUAGGCACAGAAUUACACGCAAUUCUGGGGAAGCUGAAGUUAGUGCGUCAUCAAGUGCUGAACAACAUACUGGUCCUGAUACCGCACAAAACAGGAACGGCUUCAAUUUUGAUGAGUGGGGAGGAAUCUCGUCUGAGGAACAUGAUGAAGCAGUGAUGCUCGAAGCUGCUCUUUUUGGAGGAAUCCAAGAAAGCAAUUACAAUUUUCCAUAUCCACGUCAGCAGUUUGUGCAGAAUGGUUUGGGGACAAAUCAAGGCCUUUAUCCUCAAAGGAUACCUCGCUCACCAUCACCAGGGCUUGCUGCUCAGCGCAUGAUACGAGAGCAACAGGAUGAUGAAUAUCUUGCAUCAUUGCAAGCUGACAGAGAGAAAGAACUUAAAGCUGUAGAAGAGGCUGAAGUAAUGCGUUUGGAGGAGCAAGCAGUUAAAGAAGCUGCCGCAGAAGCAGAAAGGCGUAAGGAGGAAGAAUUGCGUAAAAAGAUCGAGGAAGAACAGGAAAUUGAGAGAAACCUUGCUGCAAAAGAAGCUUCUCUUCCUAAGGAACCAAUGGCAGAUGAUGAAAAUGCUGUAACACUUCUUGUAAGGAUGCCAGAUGGAAGCCGUCGUGGUCGCAGAUUUGUUAAAUCAGAUAAACUACAGUCCCUUUUUGACUUCAUUGAUGUUGGGAGAGUUGUCAAGCCUGGCUCAUAUAGACUGGUGAGGCCCUAUCCUCGAAGAGCAUUCAGCGAAGGAGAAAGUGCAUCGUCCAUGAAUGAAUUGGGUUUGACAAGCAAGCAAGAAGCUUUGUUUCUGGAGUUAAUUUAGAGAGAAUUUAUUUACAAAAUCUGUAAAAAGAAACCCUAAAAAAGAAGCGAGAUUUGUUGAGGAUACCCGAAUGGAUUGUCAGUUGGUUUAUGAUUAUGUCUGGAAAAGAAGGGGUGAUUAAAUUAUUUUUUCUUUAUAUAUGAAGACUUUGCUUUCUUG
Molecule: messenger RNA, 1966 nt
Organism: Impatiens glandulifera
Lineage: Eukaryota; Viridiplantae; Streptophyta; Magnoliopsida; Ericales; Balsaminaceae
Product: plant UBX domain-containing protein 8-like
Exons: 11
Coding region: 86-1807 (573 amino acids)
Molecular function (GO): ubiquitin binding
Source: RefSeq, a predicted model, not a curated record